Molecule: messenger RNA, 2638 nt
Organism: Aphanomyces astaci
Lineage: Eukaryota; Oomycota; Saprolegniomycetes; Saprolegniales; Verrucalvaceae
Exons: 5
Coding region: 28-1107 (359 amino acids)
Source: RefSeq, a predicted model, not a curated record
GAAACCGCCACAGUUGGACGAGGCGUUAUGGAAGGCGGCGGGGGCGGUGGUAGCAUUCUCUCGGCUAUGACGGCGAAUAUGGUGUCCCGCGGCUUAGUUCCUGAAGUGGACGCGAGCUCCCUGGCCCAGAAACUACAGGCGGCCGUGCGCGACCUCCGCGUGGCGUGCCGCGUCAGCUACGCGUUCCAGAUCAACGAAGACAAAAUGACCAGUUGGAAAACGGCGUCGCUCGGCACCGUGCUCAAGUCCGUGCACGUGACGCCCGAAGUGCAGGCCAAGAUCCACGCCGUGUACGACGAAGCGAUCGUCCAAAUGCGCACGCUGCUCGAUGAAACAUACGACCGGACCGUGGCCGAGAUGACACACCGCCUCGACGCGUUCGAAAAGGAACUGACCGCGCAGGCUGCCGCCUCCCAUGCGUCCCUUGUCGACGACUUGGAGCUUAGGUAUGCCGCCACGAAGCUCGAGUUGGAGCACAUCAUUGCCGACAUGCACAAAGAACAUGACCACCAGCGAAUGCAAAUCAUCUAUUUAGAAACGAGGUUAAAGGCGCUUGAAGGGGCGCCAGAUCGGGGGGACGUGGAGCUGUGCAACCAGCUCCGGACGCGGGUGGUCGAGCUCGAAGCGGCGGUGGAAGCGUCCGCCGCUCGUGUGGCUCAGGUCCAAAACGACAACGCCACAGCUAAGCGGCGCAUCGGACACUUGGAGUCAGACGCGGUGCUCCGCCAAGCCAAGUGGGACAUGACCCAGGGCAUGUACGCCCGGGAGACGACUCAAUUGUGCGACAUCAUUCGCAUGAACGAAGCGCAGUUCAUGGCCGUGGCCACGGCGGUCCACAGGGCGCCGUCCCCCACCAAGCCCUCAGCCAUGGGAGGUCCUGGGUCGCCGACAAGAGGGGGGGUACAGAGGUACGACCCGCACUCAGGCCGCGUGCUUCUUCACACGAGCCCCCCGACCCCCGACUUGGUGUCGACCCCGUCAGGUGUGCAGUACAUCUCAACCACGAGUCCCACCCGCCGCCCUCCGUCCUCCCCUCAUCGUCGACCCGUUUCAGACAAACCCUUGCCCAUAUUACCCACGGCGACAGUACACAGACCUUAUAUUUAACGUGUUUUGGUUGGGACUGGAGAUAACGACGGUGGUUUCCUCCUGGGUUGGUGGUCUGUCUGCGGCCGCCUUUGGGAUAGACCAAGUCGUUGCUUGGUGUUUGGCUGGCCGUAUACUUCACACGUGACAGUCGUGGCUACAUACAUCCAAGUACAACGCAUGAAGAAGUAGGUAGGUGCUUUGAUGUGUAGUCCUUGGGGGCAUACUGUACAAUUGCACCAUAUUCAUGUACAGUACAUGAAGCCGUCGUACGUGAAUGAGCAGACGACGAGUCUUUCAGGUGAACCAGCGGACGGCGUGCCGCCCGAUCUGCGUCGAACCGGCUCUGCUGGUCCAGUGCCUUGACCUUGGCCCACUUUGCGUCCCGCGCUUCCGUAAACGUUUUGAUCGUGUGCACAAACUCAGCUUCAAAUGACGCCAGGUCGUGCUGCUGUUGCUGGCUUUCCAGCGCGGCGGCGGUCUGUGCACGUUGUCGAUGGCGGUCUUCUCGGGAUGGCGACGCCUAAUGCCAGCACCCAAAGUUACUUGUAUCCCCCCACCCGUGGACUCUGUCGUGUCCAUACCGCCAGCUGGCGUCGACGGUUGGUUGUUUGCUGCUGGCCAUACGUUUUAGCCGCUUCCAUGGCCGCGGCCUUCUUCUCGGCCGAAAACUCUUCGAGUGCCCGCGCCGCACGCUUUAGCCGAAGGUCUUGCUGGCGUUUUGCAUGUAAGAACUCGGCCGCUUCUUCCUCGAUCCGACGGUGCUCUGCCUGGGCAUACGCGAGUCGUUCUGCCUGCAGCUCCAGCUCUACGGCGGCCACCGUCGCGCGCCGUUGGAUCUGCCGCCAUUUUCCUCGUCAGACCAAUUGGCAAUGGCGUGUUCUCCGUGUACAUACAUGAUCUCGCUCGUGGAAGGCCAUGUUGCGUUGGGUUUCCAUGAUCACGGCCGCCCUCUCGGCCGCCUGCCAGUCCCUUGUCCGCUGCGCUUGACCUUCCAGCGCUGCAUUUUGCCGGUCGAUGGCGUCGCGGCGCUGUUGCACGGCCGCGUCGCGCUCGUUCUCGGCUUGUUCCCGGGCUCGGUCCAGACGGAACCCGUCCAUCUGGCUUUCGUACAAGUCCUGCUUCAGCGUUGCCACGUCUUGGUGUAACCGAUCGACGGCGGCCUCCAAAUCGGCGGCGGCGGCCGCGAAGGUGUCCCGCUCCGCCGCAUGCGCCUUGCCUUGAUCCACGGCCUCGGCCCACGUCGCAUGAAGUGUCACAAGGUCCGCACGCAGGGUCGCCACCAUCGCCUCGUGGUCACGGUUCUGCCGCUCGACGUCUACGACGGUCGUCGUGAGGUCCUCCACCUGCAUCUGCAACAACCCCAUCUUUUCCUCCCAAACACUCGUGCCUCCUACAUUUGACCAUCCAUCAGGAAUGCAGAUAGGACGAGAACGGUAGUACCUCGCAAGCGAAUGAUCUCUGCCGUGGCUGAAUGUCCCCAAUGGAUGGCCAAGUCCAGUGCUGUGCAUCCCGUCUGUCGGACAUGGAAAUAAUCAAUCAAACGAUCCAC